Messenger RNA from Cyprinus carpio (common carp), 3767 nucleotides. Its product is annotated as protein ENL. The record is from RefSeq and is a predicted model, not a curated record. Gene Ontology annotation, biological process: regulation of DNA-templated transcription. Gene Ontology annotation, cellular component: super elongation complex. NCBI's taxonomy places the organism in Eukaryota, Metazoa, Chordata, Actinopteri, Cypriniformes, Cyprinidae.
UUAUAAAGAAUAUCUCUUUUGAUUUGAGACUUUAGUCUUUGCAACUUUAUUCACCAACAGCUUGUAACAUUCCAAAGAGUAAGGAAAAAUUAAUAUCGCAUCAUGUGACCCCUUUAAUGCAACCUGAGUAGUUUCUGUCCCUCUAUUGAAAGUCCAGGUAACCAUAACUUAAAAGAUCAAAAAAGCUUAUAAAGGCAUCAUAAAAUUAAUCCAAAUGAAUUGAGUCAUUUAGGCUUUUACUUGCAUCUAAACCAUACCUUAAAUUCCUUGUAGGUAUGUUUCACAAAUGAACGUUCAGCUAUUAAACCAUUUUUUUUGUCUCGUAUAUCUAUGAUUUGUUUAUUUGCCACAAAAUAAAAAAGCUGGAUGAAGAUUGUCUAAGUGUUGUGAUUUUGCUCAUUUUUGCCAGGUAUUGUAUUUGAAGGUGUGUCAUUUUUUUAAUGUUACUUUCUCCUAUCCCAGUUAAAUUUGCAAAGACAACUAUAAGUUAGUCAUUUGUAGGGUUGACUUCCCAAAAUGUGUGUAAACUGUUUUCAGUGGUGCUUUCAAAAUCUCUCUCCCUAUUUGUUUGAGUGGUCUGAUAUGUCAGCCUCUGGCUAAACCAAUGAUGUGGUUUGGGGGCGGGGCUACCAGGUUAUAGGAAUGUUGUGGAAACCUGUUAAAAAAAAAAAGGCUAUUUUUGCAAUUCCAUUGUGUCAGUAGUGGCAAAGAAUCAGUACACUCUUCCAUUUUGUAUUUGUAAAGAACCUCCAUAUAAAGUGGAAGAGUCAGGCUAUGCUGGUUUUCUCAUGCCUAUAGAGGUCUAUUUCAAAAACAAGGAGGAGCCUAAAAAGGUGUGCUUUAAUUAUGACCUUUUCUUGAACCUGGAGGGCAACCCACCUGUCAACCACCUGCGCUGUGAGAAGCUCACGUUUAACAACCCCACACACGAGUUUCGACGCAAGCUGGUCAAAGCUGGUGGGGCUGUAGUUAUUCCUGAGGGAGCGGAGAUGAUGCCAAGGCCGAGUCCAGAUUACCCAAUGCUACCUACUAUUCCACUCUCCGCCUUCUCAGACCCCAAGAAGAUCAAGUCCUCUCAUACGAUAAAGGAGUCGAGUAAAGAUGGAGGAAGUGGGAGCAGCAAAGCCCUCAAAGCCCAUAAGGCAACCAAAGAGCACCGAGAGCACACACGAAAGGAUGCAGAGAGCAAGGCCACAUCCAGAGAGAGCGACCGCGAGAGUGGCAAGUCCUCACGAGACCAAUCGUCAUCCUCUUUUUCAAAGAAACCCCCAGACGGCAGAGGAAAAGAUGAAGGGAAAACAGUGCCUAAAGCAGCCUUCAAAGAGCCCAAACUCACAGUCAGAGAGUCCAAGAUGGAUGGCAUGUCUCCAAAAGGUGGAGGAGCAGUGACGGGCGGAGGGGGACAGCUGGACGCUCGGGUCCCAAGCAAGCGGCCCUCGACUGCCACAGAGUCUCCAAAGCUGAGUACCAAGAAACAGAAGAGGGUAGGCCCUGAGGGCGUGAAGGGGCCUGUGAUCGGAGGCUACAGCAGCAACUCUCCCCGCAUUACCUCAACAACACCCUCCACGUACCCUGAGAAGAAAACCCCUAAAGAUAAAGGCCACUGGGCAAAGAUGAAACCAGAGGUGCAGGAAGUGAAAAGGCGGCCAGACUCUGACGAAUCCAACUCUGAAGAUGAAGCUUCUUCCAAAUCAGAGCAGUCGGCUCCAUCCAGUCCAUCUAGUUCCAGCUCCAGCUCCAGCUCUGAUUCUGACUUUGAGCCGUCGCAGAAGCAAGGCCAAGGGCCGCUUCGUUCGAUGGUGGAGGACAUGCGCUCUGAAGGCUCUGAUGAUGACAGCAGCUCUGAGGUUGAGACGCCCAUGAAGGCAACUCCACCCAACCAGGACUCUCGUUUAAGCAUGGACAGUGAGAGUGAUGGCAAUGAGGAGUCCCGUCCCCCCAGCCAGGAAGCCCCCUCACCUCUACCCAAACUCAGCUCAGCAAACCUAAAGAUGUUAGGAAAAAAGAGCCCAGAUUCUUGCACCCGUGAGAAGGUGCUCAAGAGGGGAUACGACAAGGUAGGAAGGGCUUAUACAGAGGAGCUUGUGGACCUUCAUCGCAGGCUGAUGGCUUUGAGAGAGAGGAACAUUUUACAGCAGAUUGUGAACCUCAUAGAGAAGACUGGCCAUUUCAACAUCACCAAUACAACCUUUGACUUUGACCUGUUUUCCUUGGAUGAGUCAACUGUACGUAAACUCCAGAGCUACCUGGAAGCCACCUCCACAUGACACAAGGAAGCUGCUCGGCCGUGAUUUUCAAGAGUGUGAGAGAUGCCCCCAAACUGACUGGGGGCAGAGGGAAAGGUAUUGAAAGCAAGAUACAAAUGCACAGGAACAAACUAAAACAAAACGAGCAAUCAAAAAAAAAAAAAAAAAAACUUUAUACUGUAAUAGAAAUAAGCAAACAAAAGGACCAGGGGCUUAAAGGGGCGGUAUUCAGGGUUUAUCUUAUAACAGCACUGCACAUUGCACUAAAAAACAAACUGUUGGCACAAUACUGUCCAAAAUGGACAGGAUCUCGCAUAGGAACAAUGGAAGAGAUACCGAAUUACAAGUAGGUACAUUUCAAGACUGGUUUUGCACCAAAGCUGUAACACUGGUGGAAAGGAUCCUUCACUCGGGCCUUUAUGCAGGGGCGACGACUGAAAGACUGUGUCCCCUCUAUACCCUGUCACUCUUCUGCUCCACGUACAUCAACCACUCAGCACAGCUUGGUGGCGUGGAAAGAGCCCAGCAUACUGUUUGUGUCCGCAUAGCUUUGUAGCCCCAUGUGUUGAAUAAAGUAAUACUCUCAAGCUUUGGUGAUAGAUGCUCCCGCGGAUCAACUAAAGGGGAAAAGCUAUCUGCCUUUGUAGUGCCUUUUUAAAAAAUCAUGUUUUUAAUUAUAAUUGUUUGUGAGUCUCUCAUUGGUCUUUGGAUGACCAAGAAUUAUCUGUCAACAUUAAUAUGCCUGAAAUUGACAUUCCAGGCCCUUUAAACACAGUUCUGUCUGGAGAGAACCAUUCUGCAUGUGUGAUCUGAGAAGGUCUUGUGCAUUAUUCUAUGUUUUUUGAUGGUCAGCAACAUGAAGUCAAUUUGUUACGCAUUUAAAGUUCUUUUUGUAGUUUAUUUAAGUAACUGUGCACUUUUUCUGGUCACUUCAGUGCUUUGUAAUUAUCUAAUAACUAUAUUUAUGAUUUUGUUUUUCUUUUUUUUUUUUUUUUUUUUUUACAUAAUAUUGACUUGCAAAAAUGUACAGAUUUUUGUCAAUGUUUUUAAAUACAUCUAUUGAAGUCAUAUUGAUUAUUCGAUCACUUGAGAGAAUAUGCACACAGAUUGAAGGGGGGACUUUUUUGUCUGUAUUCCAAUGGUGCAAUUGGAAAAAGAGUCUUCUGUUCACCUGAAGUAUUAUACAAGUGAAAAUGUAUUUGUGUCAGAUACGUAUUGUCUGAUGACAUUGCUUUUUUAAAAGCAUACCUGCUUGACAUGUUAUUCUUCAUUGUCGAUUGCCAGUUACCCUUUUGAUUCUGAAUAAUGUAUGGUUAUAAAGUAAACAAUGUUUUCAGUGAAACGUGUGUGGCAGAUGUAUGUUACAUCAUGGGAAAAUUGCAGUGAUCUGUUUUUGGAAUGAUUAACACUUGAAUAAUCACUUGCAGGAAUAUCACACCAAUAUACAUUUAUCAGCUCUCCUAUUGCAAAUACAGAAGAUGCUCAUAAUAAAUCCACAUAUUACAAAACACUAUAACUUGA